Messenger RNA from Erythranthe guttata (spotted monkey flower), 667 nucleotides. The record is from RefSeq and is a predicted model, not a curated record. NCBI's taxonomy places the organism in Eukaryota, Viridiplantae, Streptophyta, Magnoliopsida, Lamiales, Phrymaceae.
AUGACAGAACUCGGCCCCUUUCGCGUGAAUCCAGACGGCAAAACUCUCUGGCACAACAAAAAUUCAUGGAACAUUCCUUAUGUUGUAAUUAAAAAAAAUGCAGUGGCAAAUGUGAUAUUCUUGGAAUCUCCGGCUGGUGUUGGAUUUUCUUAUUCCAAUACGUCAUCAGAUUACAUUACUGGAGACAGAAAAACAGCAGCAGAUGCUUACACUUUUUUGGUUAAUUGGUUGAAAAGAUUUCCAGACUACAAACAUCGAGACUUUUACAUCGCGGGAGAGAGUUAUGCCGGUCAUUAUGUGCCUCAGCUAGCUGACCUAAUCCUGAAAAACAACGAAAUCGCAAACAAAACUGUCAUUAACUUAAAAGGAAUAGCUAUUGGCAAUGCAUAUAUUGACAUUGAGGAUCAGAACAAAGGGGUGUAUGACUAUUACUGGACACAUGCUCUAAUAUCGGACGAAAUACAUAAAGGGCUUAUCGAGAACUGCAAUUUUUCUUCGGGGGGCCCACAAACAGAACUCUGCCGUGGUUUCAGAAAACAGGCGAGAGAGGCUAAAGGGAAUGUCUUCGACUAUGACAUUUAUGCCCCUUUAUGUUCUACAACAUCCUCAAACACUCCUUCGGUACAUUGUUCAUCAUACAUAUAAUUCCUGCACAAUAAAAAAAAAA